Messenger RNA from Ananas comosus (pineapple), 1573 nucleotides. RefSeq names its product heavy metal-associated isoprenylated plant protein 3-like. Lineage: Eukaryota; Viridiplantae; Streptophyta; Magnoliopsida; Poales; Bromeliaceae. The coding region runs from base 112 to 1089 and encodes 325 amino acids. Gene Ontology annotation, molecular function: metal ion binding. The transcript is spliced from 5 exons. The record is from RefSeq and is a predicted model, not a curated record.
AUUUAAGCCCUCCCCCCUCCCCUGGUUAAUUUCCCCUCUUCAAGCGCUACGGAUACGCACAAACAGAGCGAAAGCGAGAGACGAGAGUCACAGAGCGAGAGAGAGAGACGCAUGGGUGAGGAGGAGAAACCGAAGGGGGGAGAGAAGGAGAAGGAGAAGGAAAAGGAGAAGGAGAAUAAGGGCGAUGGGGGUGCGGAGAACAAGAAGAAGGAGAAGGAGAAGAAGGACGAAUCCCCGCCGAUCAUCGUCCUGAGGACGGAUCUGCACUGCGAGGGUUGCGCCAUGAAGGUCAAAAGGGCCAUCAGAUCCCUCCCAGGGGUGGAUGCGGUAUCCGCGGACGCGGGGAGCAACAGGGUGACGGUGACGGGCCCCGCGGAUCCGUGGGAGGUGAAGGAGAGGAUCGAGGCCAAAACCAAGAGGAAGGUGGAGUUCGUCUCCCCUGCAAACCCACCCAAAAAAGAUAAGGAUAACAAAGUCGGCGGCGACAAGAAACCCGGCGCCGACCCCCCCAAGCAGCCUCCGAAAGACGCCGCCGCUGCCGCCGCCGCCAAGGGCGACGACCAAAAGCCUAAAGAGCCUCCGGAGUCGACAGUGAUGCUCAAGAUCCGGCUCCACUGCGAGGGGUGCAUCGACCGAAUCAAGAGGCGGAUCUACAAAGUGAAAGGGGUGAAGGAGGUGACGGUGGACGCGGCGAAGGACCUGAUCACGGUCAAGGGCACCAUGGACGUGAACACCCUCCCCUCGUACCUCCAACAGAAGUUCCGGCGCAGCGUCGAGAUCGUCCCCGCCAAAAAGGACGCGGGCGGAGGCGAUAAGGGGGACAAGGACAAGGACAAGGAGAAGGAGAAGAAGGGGGAUGGGGGAGGAGGGGGCGAUAAGAAGAAGGAGGAGAAGAAGGACGAGAAGGGCGCCGGCGGCGGAGGCGGAGGCGGAGGGGAGAAGGGAGCGGCGGCUCCACCACCUGCGGCUCCGGCGUCGGCGGAGGUGAAUAGGUACGACUACUACGCGCCGUACGGGUACAGGGUGGAGAUGGGGCACGCGCCGCAGAUCUUCAGCGACGAGAACCCCAACGCGUGCGCCGUGAUGUGAUGCGAUAUAUAUAUAUAUAUAUAUAUAUAUAUAUGGUCCUGCCCCUCCCCCUGCAACUCGCGCCGUUCAAAGUGAGGCGUUACCGCCCUCCUCUCGCGCUGUUGGCGAUGUUAUUAGGAUUAUGUAUGUAUGGUAUGUAUGUAUGAUGCUAGUUUAAAUAUAUAUAUAUAUAUAAUAUAUCUAAUAAUAAUAAUAAUGAUAGUAGUAGUCGGAGUGGGUCGCGCUGAGAAGUGGACGGGGCUGUGUAAAUGAGUGUGGAUGGCUGUCGAGAAGGAUACGGAGUCGAUCGGGAAUAUAAGCUCGUAAUUUUUUGGUUUUUUUUUUCUUUAUAUAUAUAUAUAUAUAAAAUAUCGGGAGAUAAUUGUUAAAUUUACCGAGGGAUAUAAGUAAGUAAUAAUAAUAACAAUAAGGAUCUGUUUGUUUGGUCCAUUAAAAAAAUAAAAUGAGACAAUCUGUAUGUAAUAAAGUUGUGCAGAUGCUUUUU